Molecule: messenger RNA, 1062 nt
Organism: Diversispora eburnea
Lineage: Eukaryota; Fungi; Glomeromycota; Glomeromycetes; Diversisporales; Diversisporaceae
Source: the annotation of a GenBank genome assembly
AUGGCUGCAUACUUGGAACAAAUUGUCGAAUUGAAGGGGCAUACCGAUCGAGUUUGGUCAGUUGCUUGGUCACCUACAGGAAAAGUUCUUGCUUCUUGUGGGGGAGAUAAAACAGUUCGUUUAUGGGUACCCGUCUCCGAUGCUAACCCUUCAGAAUGGAUAUGUACACAUGUCCUAGAAGGAUCUCAUAAAAGGACAAUACGAAAUAUUUCGUGGAGUCCUGACGGACGUCAAUUAUCAACCGCAAGUUUUGACGCUCUUACUGGUAUUUGGGAACGCGACGAAAGUGGUGAAUUUGAAUGCGUCGCUACUUUAGAAGGUCACGAAAAUGAAACAAAAGCUGUUUCAUGGUCAUCAUCAGGGACGUUACUUGCUACAUGCGGCCGUGACAAAAGUGUAUGGAUUUGGGAAGUGACAUCCGAUAACGACUUUGAAUGCUUAAGUGUUUUACAAGAACAUACACAAGAUGUAAAGAUGAUAAUGUGGCAUCCUACUAAAGAACUUUUGGCGUCUGCAAGUUAUGACGAUAGCAUUAAAAUUUGGCGUGAGGAUGAUGACGAUUGGUAUUGUUCUGAUACAUUAGAAGGGCACGAUAGUACGGUGUGGGCCAUAGAUUUCGAUAAGACCGGAGAAUAUUUAGUUUCUGCAUCAGAUGACAAAACACUUAAAUUUUGGCGUUGUUAUUAUCCAAAUAAUCAGGAGGGUAUAGUAACAGUUCGUAACGAACCGAAAUGGAAAUGUGUGUGUACUUUAAGCGGUUAUCAUCAACGAUGUAUAUAUUCGGUGAGCUGGUCUAAGGUUCAUGGUUGUAUUGCAAGUGGAAGUGGGGAUAACACGAUCAGAGUGUUUAAAGAAGAUGAACCGUCCAUAUCUUCAACACUUAAUGGCAUCAGUGGUACAACCACUCCGAAUUUUUCAUUAGUUGCAUCAAUUUCUUCAGCUCAUGGAAUUGCUGAUGUAAAUCGUGUACAAUGGUAUCCAACAGAGGAACAUUCAGAUUGGUUGGCCAGUGCAGGAGAUGAUGGAGUUGUAAGAAUAUGGCGAUUCGUUGAGAAGAAUUAG